Molecule: messenger RNA, 5151 nt
Organism: Brassica napus (rape)
Lineage: Eukaryota; Viridiplantae; Streptophyta; Magnoliopsida; Brassicales; Brassicaceae
Product: trihelix transcription factor PTL-like
Exons: 2
Coding region: 828-2546 (572 amino acids)
Source: RefSeq, a predicted model, not a curated record
ACAAAAGGUAAGUGAAUCUACUAAAACAUGCCAAAGAAAUCGAGUCUGCUGUUUAAAAAAACUAUUUGAUUUUUACGACAUAACUUCUAGAUUUACGCAUUUACAUAUUUUUUGUUAUGUACUGUAUAUACUACACAUGUAAAUACACCCAGUUGUAUAAUCAUAAUAGUUAUAGAGUCAUCCUUUUGCUCGUAGAAGUAGGAAUGUAGAAAUGUAUAUACGUAAUACUUAUUCAGGGUCUCACAAAGUAAAUCAUACUUUAAAGGUAUAUACGUAAUACUUAUUCAGGGUCUCACAAAGUAAAUCAUACUUUAAUAAAUGAAAAAAUCCUAGUCUGAAGCCAAAUAAUGAUGUUACAUAAAUAUCAAAGGGAAUAAUUUUAUAGACAACCCUUGUUUUCCAAAAAGAUUGUGUCAAUUAUGGAGUCACAUGCACGAAUUGGCGAACAAUUAUCCGCAUAUAAAAUCUAAUUUUCAAAUGAAACUUAGGAAAAAAUUCUAUAUAAUUAUUUUUUAUAAAAGGCAAAUUCUAUAUUGAGUUAAAAACAAACAUUUUAAAAGAAUGCCUCGAUCUAUAUUAUAUUGUCUCUAAGUGAGACAAGAAACCUUACAUUGAUAUGAAUAUAUACACAUCAAUGCACGCAUGUAUUAAAUUAUUUGAUAGAGAUAAUGAAAACUGAGAUAUCCAUACAAUACAUCGCUCUGUCCCUCUCUCUCUAAAAAACUUCAAUAUUUUCUCUCUUUUUGAAAUUAAAAGGUUAACCUUUACUUUUUCUUCUCCCCUCACUGUCGAUCGAUCUUGUCUUUCAGCUGAAUGUAAAUCUAAAAAUGGAAGACCACCAUACUCAGUACGGUAUACCGGAACUCCGGCAGCUCAUGAAAGGCGAAGGGAGGACGACUACGACGGCAUCACCGUCCACUUCUCAUUUUCCUUCUGAUCUUUUCGGCUUCAACCUGGCCCCGGCCGCGCCGCCGCCACCGCCUCAACACCACCGUCUACAUCAGUUCACUAUUAACCAGGAGAUGGGUUUCUUGCCACAUGGCAUACACGGGUUGGGUGGGGGUUCUUCGACGGCUGGAAAUAACAGUAACUUAAACAUGAGCACCAGUGGUGGAGGAGUUGGGUUUAGUGGGUUUCUCGACGGAGGAGGUCUCGGCGGAAGCGGAGGAACGGGACGGUGGCCGAGACAAGAAACCCUAACUCUGCUGGAGAUUAGAUCUCGUCUUGAUCAUAAGUUCAAAGAAGCUAAUCAAAAGGGACCUUUCUGGGAUGAAGUUUCUAGGAUUAUGUCUGAGGAAUAUGGAUACCAAAGGAGUGGGAAGAAAUGCAGAGAGAAGUUUGAGAAUCUUUACAAAUACUAUAAGAAGACUAAAGAAGGCAAAGCCGGAAGACAAGACGGUAAACACUAUAGAUUUUUCCGGCAGCUUGAGGCGCUCUACGGUGAUUCCAACAACUUGGUUUCUUUUCCCAAUCAUAACACACAGUUCAUGAGCCAUGCUCUUGGUUUCCACACUCAAAACGCUAUGAACAUUACUGCAACAACGUCUAACAUUCAUGACGUUGAUAGUGCUCAUGGUCUUUUACAUCAUCAAAGCCUAAGUAUUUCUAACAACUACAACUCCUCCGAGCUGGAACUGAUGACUUCGUCUUCUGAAGGGAAUGAUUCUGAUAGUAGAAGGAAAAAGAGGAGUUGGAAAGCUAAGAUCAAGGAGUUCAUUGAUGUGAACAUGAAGAGGUUGAUAGAGAGACAAGAUAUUUGGCUCGAGAAGCUGACAAAGGUUAUCGAAGACAAAGAGGAACAAAGGAUGAUGAAAGAAGAGGAAUGGAGAAAGAGUGAAGCUGCGAGGGUUGAGCAAGUGCAUUUGUUUUGGGCUAAAGAGAGGGAGAGGAUGGAAGCUAGGGAUGUGGCGGUUCUUGAGGCAUUGCAGUACUUGGCCGGAAAGACGUUGAUAAAACCGUCAUGUUCGUCCCCGGAAGAGAGGAUUAAUGGUAAUAAUGAGAUCCAAAACAAUAGUGAGAAUGUUUCUGUUGAAGGAAGUGGUAGCUGCUGGAAUGAGCAAGAGAUCAUAAAGCUUAUGGAGAUAAGAACUAACAUGGACACGGCGUUUCAAGAGAUAUUGGGAGAAUGCUCCGAUGAAUUUCUAUGGGAGGAAGUCUCAGCGAAAUUGAUUCAGUUAGGGUUUGAUCACAAAAGUGCCUUAUCGUGCAAGGAAAAGUGGGAAUGUAUAAGCAAUGGAAUGAGGAAAGAAAAGAAGCAAAUCAGCAAGAAAAGGAAGGACAAUUCGUCGAGCUGCGGCGUGUACUAUCCAAGAACCGAGGAAAAUGCGAUCUACAACAAUCAAGAAAGUGGAUAUGAUGAUAAUGAUCAGCAUCAUCAGAUGAAUGAACAAGACAAUGUAGUUUCUUCAACAUCAAACGCAGCUGCUGGAGAUUUGAGAGGCGCAAUGGCUGCUAGUACAAACUGCUUCCCGUUCGUCAUGGGGGAUGGAGAUCAGAAUUUGUGGGAGAGUUAUAGUUUGAGGCUAAGUAAAGGAGAGAAUCAGUGAGUGUAUUUUCGAUGGAAUUAUGUUUAAAAAUCUUAAUAUUAGGGCAGAAGGAUUUAUGAUGCCUUUUCUUUUUAGUUUAGUUUGGUUACGGCCGGUAUCUUCAAGACUAGCAAGGAUAUUUAGAAAAAAAUUUAAAUCAAACUUGUUUAUCCCUUUUCUAUUGGGGUUGGAUCAACUUUGCUGCCAUGGUCUGGUUCAUAUCAUUUAACUGAUCGUUGUAACUUGGUUGAACUUUGGUCUAGCCUAGCGUACUUAAUCUAAUUAAUGUAUAUAUAUAAAUUGAGAAAAGAAAACAUACUUUGAAGGUAGAGAUGUACGUUUGGGGUAACCCUAGAGAGAAAGAGAUAGAUCAGUUAUGAAGAUGGAGACAGCAGGGAGGAAUAGUGGUGAAGUAAGCUCUGGUCGAUUCAGUGUGUUGAUGGUCAGAGAGAAAGUAACCAUUUGCCUUUAUCUCUCUCCAUGAUCUCACUCUUAUCCUUUUGGCCCUAUUCCCUAUAGAGGACAGUGAGACACGAGCACGAGUCAAUACAAUCCUUGGUACGUACACAUUAUUGACAAUGUUGAUUAAUUCUGAAUUGUCUCUAUUCUCAUUUAAAUGCUUGUUCAGUUUAUGGGUUCCACACAAGACCAUUCCUACUACUAGAUUUGAUAAUUCUUCUUGUCAAACUUUAUUAAAUGUUUAAUUUGGAUAUAGAUGUUGACACUUGAAUAGGGAAAACAUCGUAGUUAUUUUGUGUCAUUAAUGCUGCAUGUGUCACAUAUAUCUUGUGGCAAUGUAGAGAAUACGUCACGCAACCGUGUUCAGAAGUUCAAUGUGUACUAAUUCUUUAAAACAACCCAUAGAUUACAACCACUUAAAAAUUAUGCUUUAUGGCUGAGACUUAACCACCUUGAAUGAAUGAAUGUUUGUUCUGUUCAAAAAAAAAAAACUGGAGUAUUGGUAUAGUCUUUUAAAAGUUUUGGCCUAAAAUACGGAAAGUAACAAAAAGUGGGAUUGUAGACUUGUAGUUAAUAAGACGAAGUAGACUUCUCGUAACAUUAUCCAUCACUAAACAAUUAAAACUGUUCUCAUGACCCUAUUUUACGUUCAGUCAGUCUGCUCUGCCAUUGUCUCUCUAUUAUGUCUACCCUACGACUAGACACAUCAUCACCUCAUUAUAUGAUCUUUUUUUAUGUCUCACUCAUUAAUUUAACACAAAAAAUCCACUUAUUAGACUUUCAUAUUUUGUCUUUAUUUAAUUAGUACAAACAAAUAUACUUUUCUGGUUAAGAAUAUACAAGGGAUAUACUAAAAAGAAAAAGAGAAAAACGUUAUAAUUAAUUUGUGAAAGUAAACUUCAGACAUGUAUCUAUAGAACGAGGAGCUAUGAAACAUAUGUUAAACAAGGGUAAAACCAAAAUUAAGAAACAUUCCGAGGGUAAAUACGCAAAAGAAGAGCAAUAAGAGGGUGAAGCCAUAAAUAUGGAACAACCAAAUAGCAAAAUCAUAAUUAUGAAACAAACUGAGGGCAGUAGCAGCAUAGACAUGAAACAGUCAAAGGGUAAACUAGUAGUAUAAAAUAGACAGAGGGUAAAACCAUAAAUAUAAACUAGAGAGUAUUUACAGAAGAGAUAUAAAAAAGUCUACGGAAAAAUGUCGGUCAAUGACGGAGAUUUAUGGCGGGUUCUGGAUUUAACCGAGAAAAAUAUUUGAUUUUUAACAUUAAAAAUUUUCUAAAAUUAUAUAAGGCUGCAUGAUCGUCAAAUUCUUAAAAAAAAAUAUUAAAAGUAAUUUAAAAAUGUUUAUGUCUUUCUAGAUCUUAGAUUUAUAUAAAAAAAAGUUUUACCUGAAGCUGUUUUUUGGUAGAGAGUUUCCUCGAAGAGGAUGAUACCACUGAUGAAUUGGAGAGCUCCGGGAGUGGUGAACUAGAGCUCACGGAGAGCACGUCUGUUUGGUUCAACGUUCUCGACGUUAAUGCUUGCGAAACGUUUUCUUAUUGUCCAUGUAGAUUCAUCCGCGGCGAGAAUGCCUUUCCCUGGAGUACCGAUGUAAGCGGCAUUGGCAAUAAGCUCAUCUGUUGAGAUCAGACAAAAUUUGAUCUAGAGAUAGAACAGUAAUCUAUAAUAGCAAUCGUAAGAAGUAAAAUGCGAGAGGAUCAAUGAGUCGGAGGGUUCGUUGUUAAGGUUGUAGUAAAAAUUGACCUGUGAAUUUGGAUUUGAAACACGACAUUGUGUACAAAAGAGGUGGCGGCAACGGAGAAGAUAGAUCGGUUUGAAUCUGAGGAGAAUGGGCCUUUGGGCUUUAUAUAGCAAAAGGCAGCCAUGGAGGAGAAUAAUCCGAGGGAAUGAGAGUCUUAUGAGAGGCCCGUGUCAUUUCGAAUAUAUACCAUGUCAUAUGCAUCGUGUCAAAGUUGGAGGGCUUAACCUUUAGGGCUAUUGUUAGUCUUUAUAAUAUGGCUCGCUAAAUCCAGUUACAUGUAAACAAGAGCCCAAAUAUGAUGAAGAAUUAAAAAAUAUGAAAUGUUGACAGUGGGAUUUGAACCACGCCCUUUCGGACCAGAACCUUAAUCUGGCGCCUUAGACCAACUCGGCCAUAUCAACCUUUUACUUGGGGUAGACGACAGCA